AUGGAUCUAGCUCCUGAAGAACUCCAAUUCCUCAACAUCCACAACAUCUUAACCGAAUCAAUCUCAAUCCCCAAAACUUCCCCUAAAACCUUCUACCUAAUCACCCUAACCCUAAUUUUUCCCCUUUCGUUCGCUAUUCUAGCUCAUUCCCUUUUCACACAUCCCUUACUUUCCCAUCUUCAAUCUCCUUUCACUGAUCCCUCACAAACCUCUCAUGAUUGGACUCUCCUCCUCGUUUUUCAAUUCUUUUACCUCAUUUUCCUCUUCGCUUUCUCUCUCCUCUCCACCGCUGCUGUUGUUUUCACCGUUGCUUCACUCUAUACAUCUAAGCCGGUCUCUUUUUCUUCCACUAUGUCCGCUAUUCCCAAAGUUUUUAAGAGAUUGUUCAUUACUUUCUUAUGGGUUACUCUUCUUAUGACUCUUUAUAAUACCAUCUUUGUUUUCUCUUUGGUUCUUCUUAUUAUUGCCGCGGAUACGGAUAAUACGUUUUUGUUGUUUUUCUCUAUUAUUGUGAUUCUCUUGCUGUUUGUUGUUGCUCAUGUUUACAUUACUGCAUUGUGGCAUUUGGCUAGUGUGGUUUCUGUUUUGGAACCUGUUUAUGGUUUUGCUGCUAUGAAGAAGAGUUAUGAGUUGUUGAAGGGGAGGGUUAGGUAUGCUGCGGUUUUGGUUUGUGGCUAUUUGUUUAUCUGUGGGCUUAUUGCUGGGGUGUUUAGUGCCGUGGUGGUUCAUGGCGGGGAUGGUUAUGGUGUUUUUGCUAGGAUUGUUAUUGGUGGCUUCUUGGUUGGUGUGCUUGUUAUUGUCAAUUUGGUUGGGUUGUUGGUGCAGAGUGUGUUCUACUAUGUUUGUAAAAGUUAUCAUCAUCAAGGGAUUGAUAAGAGUGCUUUGCAUGAUCAUCUUGGUGGCUAUCUCGGAGAGUAUGUGCCUCUUAAGAGCAGUAUCCAAAUGGAAAAUUUGGAUGUAUGA
Messenger RNA from Vicia faba (fava bean), 963 nucleotides. The record is from the annotation of a GenBank genome assembly. Lineage: Eukaryota; Viridiplantae; Streptophyta; Magnoliopsida; Fabales; Fabaceae.